This is a messenger RNA of Oikopleura dioica, 582 nucleotides long. The record is from the annotation of a GenBank genome assembly. Lineage: Eukaryota; Metazoa; Chordata; Appendicularia; Copelata; Oikopleuridae.
AUGACCCCGAAAAAAGCGACAGAAGCGUUGAAAAUCCUCGCAGGCAUAGAAAACUCUUUGUGCGGAAACAUGAUAAUCUACGACGGUCUCAGGGCAUCUACGAGGACAAUCAGACUCCGACCGAGAAGGCCAGAGUGCAAGCUUUGCGGAGAAAAGCGAGAAAUUAUGGAAUUAAUCGACUAUGUUCAGUUUUGCGGAAUGGCGGCGAACGACAAGGAUAAAGGCUUGAAUUUAGUGCCUCCAAAUGAAAGAAUAGAAGUCAAAGAAAUAGAAGCGCUGAGAAAACGAGGUGGACUGAUUGUCGAUGUAAGAACAGAAGUGCAAUUUGAAAUGUGCCGUCUUCCUUUUGAAACGUUCAAUUUUCCGCUGAAAAAAUUGAAAAGAAAACCGGAGCUUCUGGAAGAAAUAAUUGAAGAGAGAAAAGCAGAAGAAGUCGUCUUCCUUUGUCGGAAAGGAAACGAUUCGCAACUUGCCCAGGUGUUUUGGAAGGAACAUACGAAUGGAAAGAUGAAAACAAGCGACGUCAAAGGAGGCCUGUACGCUUGGCAGGAAGAAAUCGACAGUUCCUUUCCUUUGUACUAG